AUGAUCAAAGCCAAACUAUCUGCUUUCAUGUCUGCCAUUGUGGCUCCAGCCAAAGAGUUCAACACCAUGGAGACCAAGACGGUGGAGCUCGUCCUGGUAAAGGAGCAGAAUGGGGUUCAGUUAACCAAUUCCAACCUGACCAGCUCCCCACAGCCUUACCAAGAAGGGGACUGUGAGAGCGAGAGCAGGGAGAUCUGGGCCAAGAAGAUCGACUUUCUGCUCUCUGUCAUUGGCUUUGCCGUGGACCUGGCAAACGUCUGGAGAUUCCCAUAUCUGUGCUACAGGAAUGGCGGAGGUGCUUUUCUUAUUCCUUAUUUGUUCUUUAUGUUCAUUGCCGGGAUGCCGCUUUUUUAUAUGGAAUUGGCACUAGGACAGUUCAACAGAGAAGGGGCCGCAGGAGUUUGGAAGAUCUGCCCCAUAUUUAAAGGUGUCGGCUUCACAGUUAUCCUUAUCUCACUAUAUGUUGGAUUCUACUACAAUGUAAUUAUCGCCUGGGCUCUCUACUAUCUGUUCUCAUCCUUCACCAUGGAACUGCCCUGGAUCCACUGUAACAACAGUUGGAACAGCCCCAACUGCUCUGACUUCACCAACAUGACCAAGCAGAACUCACCCACAAAAUAUUACCAGUAUAAAAACAAUCCUGCAGCUGAAUACUAUGAGCGUGGGGUUCUUCACCUUCAUGAAAGCACGGGAAUCCAUGACAUCGGCCUGCCCAGAUGGCAGCUCACCUCCUGCUUAUUGGUUGUGAUCAUUAUCCUUUACUUCAGUUUGUGGAAAGGAGUCAGAACAUCUGGCAAGGUUGUCUGGAUUACUGCGACUAUGCCAUAUGUGGUUCUUACCAUUCUACUGCUUCGUGGAGUCACUCUGCCUGGGGCCAUAGAUGGAAUCAAAGCAUAUCUAAGUGUUGACUUCUUACAGCUUAGUAAACCCUCAGUCUGGAUAGAUGCAGCCACACAAAUAUGUUUCUCACUUGGAGUGGGUUUUGGUGUCCUAAUAGCCUUUGCAAGUUAUAACAAAUUUAAUAAUAAUUGCUACAGGGAUGCCAUCAUUACAAGUUCUGUCAACUCGGUGACCAGUUUUUUCUCUGGCUUUGUCGUCUUCUCUUUCUUGGGUUACAUGUCAAAUCGUCACGGCGUAGCAUUGGAGGAUGUAGCCACUGGAGAAGCAGGAUUGGUCUUCAUCAUUUACCCAGAAGCUAUUGCUACUCUUCCUGGAUCGUCGAUUUGGUCAGUCAUCUUCUUCAUCAUGCUCCUGACACUGGGGCUUGACAGUGCGAUGGGUGGCAUGGAAUCAGUUAUUACUGGACUCAUGGAUGAAUUCAAAUUCCUGCGAAAUCACAGAGAGAUCUUCACACUCUUCAUCAUUGUUACGACCUUUCUGGUAUCUCUCUUCUGCGUAACCAAUGGAGGUAUUUACGUAUUCACUUUACUGGACAAAUUUGCAGCUGAGACAUCCAUUUUGUUUGGAGUACUUAUAGAAACUAUUGGAGUCUCUUGGUUUUACGGAGUUGAUCGUUUCAGCAACGACAUUGAGAAAAUGAUAGGCAAACGGCCUGGUUUGUACUGGAGGCUCUGCUGGAAGUUUGUCAGCCCUUGUUUUCUUCUGUUUGUCGUCAUCGUCAGCAUUUCGACAUUUAAAGCCACAGAAUAUGACAAUUACAUCUUCCCAGACUGGGCUAACACCACUGGAUGGUGUAUUGCUAUAUCCUCAAUGGCAGCCGUACCCAUUUAUGCAGUGUACAAAUGUGCCAGCCUGCGAGGAUCCCUGCGUCAGAGGUUAGCUUAUGCAAUUACGCCAGAGAAAGAGCAUCAGCUCAUCGAACGUGGAGAAGUUCGCCAAUUUACCCUCCGACACUGGCUAAUGGUGUGA
Messenger RNA from Callorhinchus milii (elephant shark), 1869 nucleotides. Its product is annotated as sodium-dependent dopamine transporter. Lineage: Eukaryota; Metazoa; Chordata; Chondrichthyes; Chimaeriformes; Callorhinchidae. The coding region runs from base 1 to 1869 and encodes 622 amino acids. Gene Ontology annotation, cellular component: neuron projection; presynaptic membrane; neuronal cell body membrane. Gene Ontology annotation, molecular function: dopamine:sodium symporter activity; norepinephrine:sodium symporter activity. The transcript has 14 exons. Gene Ontology annotation, biological process: sodium ion transmembrane transport; dopamine uptake involved in synaptic transmission. The record is from RefSeq and is a predicted model, not a curated record.